CUUGGUUACAUCAGAGUUCGCCGCUGCGACGGUCCUCAUCACUUACGGAGCGGUCCUGGGAAAAGUGAGCCGCCUGCAACUGCUGGUCAUUGGUAUCCUAGAAGUGGUAUUUUACGCCAUCAACGAGCUGAUCGCCGUUGAGUUCCUGAAGUAUUCUGAUGCUGGAGGGUCCAUAAUCAUUCACGCCUUUGGGGCGUACUUCGGGCUUGCCCUGUCCCGGGUGUUGCACGACAAAAAAGCCUUGGACAGUCCCAAGGAAGCAUCAGUUUACCAUUCUGAUCUCUUCGCGAUGAUUGGUACUGUUUUCCUGUGGAUGUACUGGCCAAGUUUCAACGCUGCCUUGGUGGCUCCUGAUUACGUUGCACAACACCGUUCCGUCAUCAACACGUACUUCUCAUUGGCUGCUGCUUGUGUGACCACAUUCGCACUCUCCCCGCUCUUCCAGAGGGAAGGAACAAAAUGGAGAUUGAGCAUGGUUCAUGUUCAAAAUGCUACCCUUGCUGGUGGUGUUGCCGUGGGAACAGCGUCGAAUAUGUCAAUCAGUCCUUGGGGAGCUCUUUUGAUUGGUUGCUGUGCUGGAGCACUGAGCACUGUGGGAUACGCAUACUUGACACCGUUCUUGACCAAAUACACCAAGACCCAUGACACGUGUGGUGUACACAACCUGCACGGAAUGCCGGGAAUCCUUGGUGGUAUCGCAGGCGCUGUUGCUGCUGCGCAUGCGGAUGUUAACAAAUAUGGAUACGAUGGCUUAUUCAAUCUGUGGGGUGCGCGUGCUCCAAAGAUGAAUUCCACUGAGUACAAUAAGUUGGUUGGCAUGGGCGUGGCGUUUGAUGCAGGAGAUGGCCGCUCAGCCAAAGCUCAGGCUGGUUACCAGAUCGCCGGUUUAGCUGUCGCUCUUGGAAUUGCUGUCAUUGGGGGGAUUGUGACUGGUUUCAUUGUGAGGUGGAAAAUCUUUGAUCCACCCUCUAGAGAACAGAUGUACGAUGAUGAAGAUUACUGGGAGGUCCCCACUGAAGAUGGAAGCGAAGAUGUGGAGACCGGCAACGGUUUAGCCCUCGAGAAGGAAGCUAAACUGUAAGCUUCUAAGCACUGAAAUGAAAGCCCUUUCGGCCGCUGUAUUUUUUUUCUUUUUAUACUACAUCUGAUGAAUCGCUAGCUAAGUUUCAAGCUGGGGUAGGAAACAUGCUCAUGAUUUAUAAUUCUUGUAAACGACGUUAAUUUUUAUGCCAGUGCUCUCGGGAAGCGAAAAAACGUGUUCUGAUUUUAACACGAUCAAAAUAAAAUCUGCAGUAAUUCGGAAAACG
This is a messenger RNA of Stylophora pistillata, 1307 nucleotides long. Its product is annotated as ammonium transporter Rh type B. The record is from RefSeq and is a predicted model, not a curated record. Gene Ontology annotation, molecular function: ammonium channel activity. Gene Ontology annotation, biological process: ammonium homeostasis; ammonium transmembrane transport. NCBI's taxonomy places the organism in Eukaryota, Metazoa, Cnidaria, Anthozoa, Scleractinia, Pocilloporidae. Gene Ontology annotation, cellular component: plasma membrane.